Molecule: messenger RNA, 892 nt
Organism: Clarias gariepinus (North African catfish)
Lineage: Eukaryota; Metazoa; Chordata; Actinopteri; Siluriformes; Clariidae
Gene: tomm20b
Product: translocase of outer mitochondrial membrane 20b
Exons: 5
Coding region: 122-562 (146 amino acids)
Biological process (GO): protein targeting; tRNA import into mitochondrion; protein import into mitochondrial matrix
Cellular component (GO): mitochondrial outer membrane translocase complex; mitochondrial outer membrane
Molecular function (GO): transmembrane protein transporter activity
Source: RefSeq, a predicted model, not a curated record
UCCUUUCUCUCCUCCCGUCUGCCAGAGGGUCAUGUACAAAAUCGCAUAGCAACCUUCUUGCCUAGACAAAUAAACCUUUAGUUUUUAAGUAGACGGAUUUAUUCGGUCAUUGUUUAGAGACAUGAUGGGCGGAAGAACGAGUGCGAUAGCGGCCGGGGUCGGCGCGGCGCUGUUCGUCGGGUACUGCAUCUAUUUUGACAGAAAACGCCGGAGCGACCCAAACUUCAAGAACAAGCUGAGAGAGCGAAGGAAGAAGCAGAAAGCAGCACAGGAGAAAGCAGGACUGUCACGGCUACCAGAUUUGAAGGAUGCUGAAGCUGUUCAGAAGUUCUUCCUGGAGGAGAUUCAGCUGGGAGAAGAGUUGCUGGCUCAGGGAGACUAUGAGAAAGGAGUGGACCACCUGACCAAUGCCAUAGCGGUGUGUGGUCAGCCUCAGCAGCUCCUCCAGGUGCUGCAGCAGACCCUGCCUCCACCCGUCUUCCAGAUGCUCCUCACCAAACUGCCCACCAUCAGCCAGCGCAUCGUCAGUGCACAGAGCUUGAGCGAUGAUGACAUCGAAUAAGACGGGGCCCUUUUAAACACGUGCAACCCUCUCCCAGCAGUUUUACUUCUCCAUGUUUAAAUUAAUGUUUUUCAUUUUUCUCUCCAUCUUUAUUGUGCAAAAACAAACAAAAAAAAACUCUUCCUCCCCUCUACAACCAUAGAAAUUAUGAAGAUUUUCCUAAAAGGCAAUAUGAGUCUAUAAAUGAUCUCACUAGAUGAUCAUGUUUUUCAGUGUUUAGAUAACAUUUAACUGUAUUUUAUGGGCUAAAAUGAUUAAAAGGUUUGUGCUGUCCACACACACACAAACCUGUUAUCGAUUCUGAAUGUUCUAUAAAUGGAUGAGUACGAA